GAGACAAAAAGGGCACAGAUAAAACGUGACUUAUCCCUCGAUGUUGCCCUUGAAGAGGGAGAUCAUCUGAAUGAGCUGUCGCUUAGGCCUGAAUAUGACAGGACAUUCUCAGUAAUGUCCAGGAAACCGCUGUACGCACCCAUGAUGGAAACGAUCAAACCAUACCGUGACAAACUCAUUCAAGCUAAAAGGCAACUCGACCAGGCCUGGAAAGGUGAAACUGCUUCAGUGCCUGUUGUCACUAGUUCCCAACCUGACGACGUCCAUGAAUUGCGAGAGAACUUAAGUCGAUUGGUGAAGUGGAUUCGAGGGGACGCCGAAGAUCAACUGAACAAAUUCUCCAAAGGUGCUGAUUCUCUCCGAUCAGCCAAUCAAAAUAAAGCAAAGUUUGACGGCGAGUUUUAUCCUCUGACCAAGGAAGUUAUAAUCCAAGGAAGAGAGUUAGCUGAACGGGCCAACGAAAUGAGCACUAGAAAUCUGCGUGACAAAAGACCGCUUCAAACUGCUUCUAAAGUCCUUUUGUCUGACCUGACAAGCUUAAGCAACAAAGUGGAACACACCAAGAUGUUGUUAGAAGAUGCCGUGAACUUUUACAACCUGCUGAAGAAGGCGGAGACGUGGUACGGGAAAGCGGCCGAGUUCUGGCCUUCAAAAGCGACUUCAGGCACAACUUCAAGCAGCUCCAUGUUAUCUCCAGAUUCUAAUCGCGACUUACAGCAAUACGAAGACAGACUAUCAAGAUUUCUCGUCAAGUUCCCUCCACCCUCCCCUAAGGAACUUCUCUUCUUAGAAGCAUUCCUUGAUAAAGUCCCGGAUACGCAGCAGAGGAACCAGGCCAAAUUACUGACGCAUCGUUGCAGGGAACUUGAGAAGAUUAUACGAGCCCGCGAAACAAAUGUAGAAGAGUUUGGAAGAAGAAGACAAGGAACUGAGAACAAGAGGUCAGCGUAUGGCAAUGGAGGAGCUUCAAGGAGGUCUCCCAGGCAAGUUGAAAGUGAACAUCAGUACAGUAGAAUCAAGGAUACUCCUGCUAGAAUAAUCAAUCAGGAUGCAGCAUGCUACAUGAAGGCACGUGACCGCUCGGCAUCACAAGAAAAUCUUAUUCUUCCGACACCCCCUACGAGUAGAUCAGCCACGGUGCUAAACGGUACCGCGAGGGACUCGGAACGAAAGCAGUUCAGUGGUGCGGAGCGCAGGCCUAAGUCUGAAACACUAGAUUCGUACGAGCCGUUCUCUAAAAGCUCGUCAGCGAAACGAUUUACGGAAGAGGACUUGUUCAGCCAGACUUGUCCUCCCGGGGAGACUGGCAGAUACUUCAGGCAGAUCAGCAAUAGGGAGCCAAGAGACAACCGGGACUGGCGGACAGGACCCAAGCAUCCUUACGUGAGGCAGGCAGGACCGAGUGAGGAUGUGCUAUCGACCUCAUCGGCAGACACUCGAGUGGUGGCGAAAAAAGUUGCACCCAAAAAACCUGAGCGAAAGAAGCUCAAGAGAGCACAGGAAAUGUCAAGUAACAUGAAUAACUUGAUACAGGAACAGAUAAAACUGGAAAGAGAACUCAAACAACUUCAGGAGAUUAGAGAAUGCUUUGUUCCACCGCUUGAUCUGCGGGAGCUAAACACAAAUCACGUGAAUGGCACGGCACCGAACGGUGAGCAAUACCCAACUCUUAAUGGUCAGAGUAAACGUUUUACCAAUUCAAAAGACAACAAGAUGUCUCCUAGGGGUCAUCUGAUUUCCGGUCCUGCGCACUCGGGCGCUAGACCGGAACUGACAUCAGAUGACUCAGUGGACCGUGAAGUGGAGGGGUUACUCAGUGAGGUAAUGUUGCUGAGGGAUAGCGAGGACGACACUUCGCCGAUAAAACAAGAUCAUCUCUCCCCAGAAACUACAAAUAUCCCUCAAAGAAACGUUCCUCAAGGUUCUUCACCAGGGUUGCUUUUGAACGGUUAUCCCAGCGUAGUUCAUCAGACUAAUGGUUCGAAUGGUUACAUACAGCAAAGUUAUUCUACAACUCCUGGAAUGAAGCCACAACUUGUGUCUAUGCAUGGACAUCAGGUAGCCGUCCCUAUUGUAUCGCAAACGGAUAAAAUACAGCAGUUCCGCUUGUUAAAGAAGCAGGAAAUACACUGGAUGAAUCAGAUACGUAGCCGGCGUCACAUUCUCGAACAAAAACUCGACUAUAUCGUUAGACAAGAUGUAGAAGAGCAGUAUUUUUACGCGCAAGAGGAGCUCAGUAGAGUCGAAAAAGCUAUCGCGGACUUGUUCCAAUCUUUAUCUCCCCAGGAGGUUCAGUGGUUAAUGAGGAACGGUAUGGCACCACCCAAUCCAGAUUAUAAUCGUUCUCCUUACAGUGCGCGCGCUUUGCAGACCACUAAUCAUGUGACUCCCUCGAUUUCUUACAAUCAGUUCGACCAGCAGUUUCUCCCUCGACAGCAGCAACAACUGGUGCCUAAUCCUGUAGCCCCAGCUUCCUUUGUAACCGGUGUGAAUGUACCGCAGAGGUUUGCGUUCCAACAAACAAAUUCUCAGCCCCAGCUUACUGCGAACUUCUCUCCUUCGUAUGUGCACGGCGCUGGAAAUGUUUUUCCUGGAUUUCAGACGGCAGGUGCCAACAGGGGUAAUGUUUCUCGUCAAUUUCAAGACAAUGCAAAUGCGUCAUCACCGUCAUUUGCGAAACCUCCCAGUACUGAUAAAGAAACGCAAACAUUUAAUGGAUUGCAUGUUCAAAAUGGAGUCUCUCCCGCUCAUAGAUUGGACUCUGACUUAGGGACACUGCAAAGCGCUCAUUCAGAGAGAGACGUAAGGGACCUGGACACGGGAACCCCCAAUAUGGUCAACAGUUCCAGAGCCAGACGACCUCCGGAGCCUGGUGAUAGUGGGCUCAGAAACGAGGCUGAUCAUUUUCGAGUCGACUCAGCGGACAGUGUAACCUUGGAACGACAAGGUGCAGAGCUUGUCAGUCACGCGGUUCCUAGGCAACAGGAGAAUGUAAGAAGGGGCCAACUUGCGCGCGAAGGGACAAAUGACGAACAAAUUCAUUCUACAGCACAGAACAGACCAAAGCCUACCUCUGUUAAACAGGCGAGUUUUGACGAUCACGAAGUCGUGAGACUAAAAGAGAAACUGGAACACGAACAAAGAGAAUUACAGGCCAGCUUAGAGAGAGAGCGGAAUAAAUUUAUAGAGGAGCAGCGGCGGUUAAAGGAAGAAGAAGACAGACAGAAUGAAUGGAUCAGGCAGCAAAAGGUCGAGCAGGAAAACCAAGAACGCAUGCGCGAAAGUUUGGCCAACAAGGCAAGAGAAGAGCAGGCGAGUGAACAGGAACGAUCAGUGGACGAGGAGCCUGUUGAAACUAAGAGAGAACUGGAGGAAAUCCGCGAGAAACGACUCUCAUACUUUCGAUCUCAAACAAACUCUGUAGCACUUGAUGAGUUCAGCGAAGCUGAAGAAACAAGCACAGAAGCACAGAAUGACGAACUGCUGGAUUUUAAUGAUAAUAUCGAGACACCUGAAGACGAAUUUAGACCAACCCAGCAAGCAGAGUUUGUAUCCAAUGAACGGACGAGUGACCUGGAACGAGAGAGCCCCAAACCUGACCGAUUAAGCCUGGAUCGGAAUUCGUCUCCAACGGAAAGUCAACUUGAGGACAUAGACAUUGAACAGUGUGAUUUUGUAAGCGAAGAAAGCAAAGUAUCGCCUGAAGAUGAGCUUAUAGAGUUAUUGAAGUCUGGAGCUAUUGACAUGUCAUCGCCUGAAUAUUCAAGAGACAGCUUUGAUAUGGCUGAAGAAGAUCCACAGGAAUCUUUAGUAACAGAUGUACAAACCAUUCCAGAGGAAGAGAAGAAAGACAGCUCUGUGGAAUUAGAUGCUUUUGCUGGUAAUAAAGCUGAAACGAAGUCUGAUGGUGAGUCUGACAGCUCUGACGAUGUUAUCGAGAGGUUUGAGGCAAGUCUAACCCCCGAGGAAAGGCCAAAUUACAUAGAUAACGUUGAUAGUGAUUUGGAAGCAGACGGAAGCCUUAAAGGGGACGAGCAAGAAAGUAUAACAAGUGACGAAGAUGAAGCACCCGAACGUGACGUAACCGAACUUGAGGCACCCGAACGUGGGGCAACCGAAGGUGAGGCAAUCGAAGGUAAGGCACCCGAAUGUGAGGUACCCGAAGGUGAGUCACCCGAACAUGAGGCACCCGGAGAUGAGACACCCGAAGGUGAGGCACGCGAACGCGAGACAUCCGAACGCGAGACACCCGAACGUGAGGAACCCGAACAUGAUGAGCUAGAAGACACUGCGCUUUCUGAAACCAGCGCGAAUAUCGAAAAACUUGUCGCGAGGCUGGGAGAGAUUGAGAACGAGUUAAGCGAGAGCGAAGAGGAAGCAUCGGGAACCAGAGAGGCGACGAGAAAAAGUUCUGAUGAAGAGUUUGAGGAAAUUGAAAGAUUGUUGUAUGAAGAAAAGGCGCUAAUUGAAGCCGAGGAGAAGAGUAAGCAGUCAGCUCACGAGCCUACAGAUGAUUCAUCUGAUGAAGAGUUUGAACGGCUUGAGAAAGAGCUGUACGAGCAAAAAGCUCGUGACGAGGCUGCCGAGAACAUUAAUGAAGUGUCCCACGAAGAAUUUGCGAAGACGGCUUCAGACGAGGAAUUUGAACAACUAGAAAAGAUGGCAUAUGAUGAAAAAGCCGCAAAUCAAGUUCAACCAGACGAAAUUAUUAAGAAAGGUAAUGAACUAGGAUCUCUAAGCAGCGACAUCGAGAGUCAAGCAGUGGAUUCCAAGUUAGUCUCCUCGCCGCCAAAUUUGCCCGUGUCGUCGAGGAAGACUGAGGAAGAUGACGACUUACUUGAUAUUAUCGGCGCAAGCGACUCUGAGCUCUCAGACAGCUCAGAAGAUUUAGAAGAGGUACAGAAACUCAUUGUGGCUCAGACCUCAUCCGAUGACCGAGAGACACUGGGUUCUGACGAAGAGGAGAAAAAUCCUGUGAUGUGGAGUGUGUCAGUUCGCACCAGUGCUCCCGCGCCACCUGUAGCUGCUGCUGUGGCGAGUGAACAUAACGUAGCCUUUGAACGUAGCGGGGGAGUAGUUGCUGUAAUCGAUAAUGGCUCGGGUUUCUGUAAAGCUGGUUUCUCCAACGAAAAACAGCCACGAGUAGUUUUUCCCGCAGUGGUCGGUAAACCGCGUCAUCAGGAGGCCAUGAUGCACGAGUACAGGGAUCAAUAUAUCGGCGAUGAUGCACAGAGCAUGCGUGGUGUGUUAACUCUCAAGUACCCGUUGGAGCAUGGGAUUGUACUCAACUGGGAUGAUAUGGAGUCGAUUUGGACUUACACAUACGACCAGCUCCGUGUUGAGUCCCAGGACUUCCCUGCCUUGUUGACAGAGGCACCCUUGAACCCAAAGUACAACAGAGAGCGCAUGUUACAGAUCAUGUUCGAGACAUUUGAGGUGCCUUGCCUGUACAUAGCUGUACAAGCUGUGAUGGCUUUGUAUUCUACUGGACGAACCACAGGCACCGUUUUCGACUGCGGUGAUGGAGUAAGCCACACUGUUCCAGUGUACGAGGGAUACUGGCUCCCUCACGCAACCCAGAGAAUGAACCUGGCAGGAAGGGACCUCACCAAGUACAUGAUGAGGAUCCUUAUGGAGAGGGGCUACUCAUUUACGACCUCGGCCGAGACAGAGAUCAUACGGGACAUCAAGGAGAAGCUCUCUUACGUAGCGCUUGAUUUUGAUCGCGAACUGCGGGAGUCUGAGACUAGUGAUAAGUGCGAGGAGUUGUAUAUGCUCCCUGACGGUCAAUCCAUACGCGUGGCAAAUGAACGAUUCCGCUGCCCAGAGGUCUUAUUCAAUCCCAGCAUGCUUGGCAUGGACAUUGUUGGAAUACACGAAUCCAUCUACAACUGCAUCAGGAAGUGUGACGUGGAUAUCAGAAAGGACUUGCUUGAAAAUAUCUUGUUAUCAGGUGGAAGCACAUUGUUACCUGGACUGGGUGAACGCCUUCACAAAGAGAUAGCGACGCUCGUCAAUCCACGUGACCCCGGCCGGGUCAGGGUCAUAAGCCCGGAUGACCGGAAGCACGCCGUGUGGAGCGGAAGUGCUGUGCUCGCUGGACUGUCGACUUUCCCUCAGAUGUGUAUUUCUAUGCAGGAAUAUGACGAAAUGGGACCAGAAAUUGUCCACAGAAAAUGCUUUUAACAUUAUUGUAAAUUUUACCAAAGAUAAACUUAAGAUUCAGUUAAUGUUUAUGACCGAAAUAUUGAGGUCAUAUUUAUAAAUCCAUAGUUAGAGUAGAGUUUUUCAAGUGUAUAUUUUAUUCAAGAACUGAACCAUUUUAUUCAAGGAAACUGAGUUUCUAAAGUAGAAAAUAUAUUAGGCAAUAAGCAUUUAUUUAUAACAAGGAGGGCAGGGCAGAGUUCUGCUUGGCGAAGAAAAAGAACUCAACCCCGAUAACUUUGGAGACUUUCCAAAUAUUUCCUACAUUCUCGAAAAGAUUGCCGGAAAUCACUUGAUUUCUUAAUCACACCGGCUUUACCCUUGGGGUAAGAAGAAAAUGAAUACAUGUUUCCGUGUAAAUUUUACUGAGGGAAUGGCUGGAUGAAGCGAGUUAUCACACAGUCAUAUCCAUGUUUUUAAGUCUUACGUGAAAUAUCUCAUUCAAUACAAAUCAUAUCCAUUCACUUACCAAAGAUACUGAGAACCACAUAAUAAUCGAAUUUUAA
Molecule: messenger RNA, 6710 nt
Organism: Orbicella faveolata
Lineage: Eukaryota; Metazoa; Cnidaria; Anthozoa; Scleractinia; Merulinidae
Source: RefSeq, a predicted model, not a curated record